Molecule: messenger RNA, 1296 nt
Organism: Penicillium subrubescens
Lineage: Eukaryota; Fungi; Ascomycota; Eurotiomycetes; Eurotiales; Aspergillaceae
Product: putative aspartate aminotransferase
Exons: 3
Coding region: 1-1296 (431 amino acids)
Biological process (GO): L-aspartate biosynthetic process
Cellular component (GO): cytosol
Molecular function (GO): pyridoxal phosphate binding; L-aspartate:2-oxoglutarate transaminase activity
Source: RefSeq, a predicted model, not a curated record
AUGGGAUCCAUUUCAGAGGAUCCGAAUUUGCGACAAGAGAGUUCUUUAUUCUCAAGCCUUCCACCAACUCCACUUGACGAACCCUUUUCCGUCAACGGCGCCUACAUUCAAGAUAAGCAUCCGCAAAAAGUCAAUCUUGGAAUAGGGGUUUAUCGCACCGAGAAUGGAGAACCCUGGCCUUUGAGAGUGGUAGAGGAUGCCGAAAAGGAGCUAUAUGAUGCAAAGAACGUUGCCAGACACGAAUACCUUGCCAUCCAAGGUGAUCGUGAAUUUCUGCGGCUCGCAGCGGAUCUUGUUUUUGGGUUUGGAAAAGGGAAAUCCAGUGCCACAGGGGUGGUUGAAGAGCAGAGAAAUCGAGUUGUCUCUGUGCAAACAGUCUCCGGGACAGGAGCGAACAGACUUGGUGCCGAACUGCUGGCUCGCAACAUUCGCCCAGGAUGUGUUUGGAUUCCAGAUCCCACAUGGGCUAACCAUCAUACCAUUUGGGAACUAGCAGGUGUCAAAAGGAAAACCUAUCCCUACUACGAUAGCAUCUCUCAAUCAUUCAAUUUCGAAGGCACAAUUCGAGUAUUGUCCGAGUCUGCACAAAAGAACGAUAUUGUCAUUCUUCAUGCCUGCGCUCACAACCCAACUGGUGCCGACCCUUCGAAGGAACAGUGGGAAGCCUUGGUCAAACUAUGCAAUGCAAAAGGUCUAAUUCCAUUCUUUGAUCUCGCUUAUCAAGGCUUCGCGUCCGGAGAUGCCGACAAGGAUGCAUGGGCCAUUCGCCAUUUCUUCAAUGACGUGCAUAAGAUGGAGUUCUGUGUUGCGCAGUCAUUCUCGAAGAACUUCGGCUUGUAUGGACAAAGAGUGGGAGCUUUGCAUGUUGUUACUCGCCCUUCAGCACAUGACGUGACCCAAGAUUUACUGGCGAAUCUGUGCCACCUGAUCCGUGGAGAAUAUUCCAUGGCCCCGAGAGGCGGCGCUGAAAUAGUGCGAACGGUUUUGGCAAACGAGGGACUCCGUGAUAGAUGGUUUGAAGACCUCACUACAAUGAGUCAGAGAAUCCGGCGCAUGAGACAUGCCCUAUAUGAUGAGUUGAUGAAAUUGAAAACGCCUGGCGACUGGAAGCACGUUGUGAAUCAGAUCGGUAUGUUCACAUACAUCGGGCUAUCUGAGCGUCAAGUUUUCGCAAUUCGGGAAAAGUAUCACAUAUACAUGUUGAAAUCAGGUCGAAUCUCAAUGUCGGGAUUAAAUGAACGCAACGUUGAAUAUGUUGCCAUCGCGAUCGACGACGUCGUUCGUACAAUAAACUAG